Cottoperca gobio is the source of this 1582-nucleotide messenger RNA. It is a transcript of the gene tiprl, whose product is annotated as TIP41, TOR signaling pathway regulator-like (S. cerevisiae). Gene Ontology annotation, cellular component: cytosol. Gene Ontology annotation, biological process: TOR signaling. The transcript is spliced from 8 exons. The coding region runs from base 150 to 977 and encodes 275 amino acids. Lineage: Eukaryota; Metazoa; Chordata; Actinopteri; Perciformes; Bovichtidae. The record is from RefSeq and is a predicted model, not a curated record.
CCGUCCACAGACGGUAACACAGCAGGAAACGAACACUCAAAGAAAUAACGGAACCACAUAGUGAGCGUAACAAACAUGACCGGACAGUUUAUAACGGCGCACUCAAGUAGCCUCCAUGACAGGUAACAGUUGACAACAAAACCAAGUUGAUGUUGGCCUCUUUGUCCACGAUGAUGUCACAUGGCUUCAAGAGCAGCAAGCAGGACUUCACAUUUGGACCAUGGAAAGUGACUGCUGCCAGGAACCACAUCAUGAAAUCCAAAGACAUUGAACGGUUAGCAGUGGAGAUGAACAUGCCCUCCCUUCCAGAGAUGCUGUUUGGGGACAACGUCCUGCGCAUCCAACACACCGAUGGCUACGGCAUCGAAUUCAACGCCAUUGAUGCCCUUAAGAGAGUCAACAACAUGGAGGAUGCUGUGAAGGUGGCCUGUGCUCAGGAAUGGCAGGAGAGCAGAGCCGAUUCUGAACACUCCAAAGAGGUGGUGAGACCUUACGACUGGACAUACACCACAGACUACAGAGGCACUCUUAUAGGAGACAGUAUGCAGAUGAAGGUGAUGAAGACAGAGGAACAUAUCGACAUGGAGAAGCUGAAGGCUCGGGAACAGAUCAUGUUCUUUGAUGAGGUGCUGCUGUUCGAGGACGAGCUGCACGACCACGGCGUCUCAAUGAUCAGCGUCAAAAUUAGGGUGAUGCCUACCAGUUUCUUCUUGUUGCUGCGUUUCUUCCUACGAGUGGACGGAGUGAUGAUUAGAAUAAAUGACACGCGACUGUAUCAUGAGGCUGGAGAGAGUUACAUGCUACGAGAGUUCAGCACGAGGGAAAGCAAAAUAGCAGAGCUGAAGAAUGUUCCUGCUGCACUGUACACGGAUCCUAAUGAGAUCGCCCAGCACCUAACGCUGAAGCUGACCGAGUGUGAGAAGCUGGAGAUUCCCGCGCUGCCGCCUCAGACAGCUGUUAACGACGCCCUCCAGUGACCACUAUAUUAAUAGGUCCACAUUGAUGUGUUGCAUGAUGAAAAAUGGGAAUAGUAGUCUUAAACCACAUCCUUAAUCUAACAGUAACAUAACAGACAUUGAUCUCCCCUUCAAAUAUCUGUACAGGAACAGUUUUUACAUGUGACCACUAUGAUGGUGUGUUCUUAAAACUUUGCAACUCUCACUCAUUUCAGUACGUUCACAGGGCGGCUUGAUGCGCUGUAAUAUCAUCUAAACUCUAACCCCAGUUAAAUACGUUGGUUUAGCUUCCGGCUCCGUUCAUAUUUGAACUAAUUUUGUUUUAUGAGACAUUUUUUUCACUGUCAAGUUGAUUGGCCUUUUAACCUAAAAGGCUUGCUAGGGUAGCUGUUUCCAUGCUUGUAAUAUUAGUAUAAUGAUGAUGUGUUUGUAAAAAAGCUACACAAAACAGCACUGUAUUUUCUGAAGUCAGUCAUCAAGAAUUUCUGUAAAUAUGUCUACUGUAUUUUCUACGGUGACUUAUGGAAGGUGAAAAAUCUUGUUUUCCAUUUGCAAGUCAAACACCUCCAGAAUCUUUGUGAAUAUGUCUUCCAUGUGGCCAAAUAAAUUCUGUUUGUGCAAAAAUA